Messenger RNA from Diospyros lotus (date-plum), 2393 nucleotides. Its product is annotated as luminal-binding protein 5. Gene Ontology annotation, molecular function: heat shock protein binding; misfolded protein binding; ATP binding. Gene Ontology annotation, biological process: protein refolding; endoplasmic reticulum unfolded protein response; cellular response to unfolded protein. The record is from RefSeq and is a predicted model, not a curated record. NCBI's taxonomy places the organism in Eukaryota, Viridiplantae, Streptophyta, Magnoliopsida, Ericales, Ebenaceae. Bases 83 to 2080 code for a protein of 665 amino acids. Gene Ontology annotation, cellular component: nucleus; endoplasmic reticulum lumen; membrane. The transcript is spliced from 8 exons.
CAUAAAGGUUAACACAGAUUCCAGAGAGAGGAACCAAGAGAUCAGGAGAGAGACAGACUAGGAGAAGUUCAGAUCUCACGUAAUGGCCGGCGCGGUGAGAUCGCGUGCGUCGUUUAUCGUGUUUGGACUCAUCUUGUGUGGAAGCUUGUUUGCAUUUUCUAUUGCGAAAGAGGAAGCCACAAAGUUGGGAACAGUUAUUGGCAUAGACCUUGGCACAACCUAUUCAUGUGUCGGUGUUUACAAAAAUGGGCAUGUGGAAAUUAUAGCCAAUGACCAAGGAAACCGGAUUACCCCAUCAUGGGUUGCCUUCACCGAUGGUGAGAGACUGAUUGGCGAGGCUGCAAAGAAUCAAGCAGCUGUCAAUGCCGAGAGGACCAUCUUCGAUGUGAAAAGGCUUAUUGGGAGAAAGUUUGAAGACAAGGAAGUCCAAAGGGACAUGAAGCUUGUUCCAUAUAAGAUUGUGAACAAGGAUGGAAAGCCUUAUAUUCAAGUCAAGAUUAAAGAUGGAGAGACCAAAGUGUUCAGUCCUGAGGAAAUAAGUGCCAUGAUUCUUAUCAAGAUGAAAGAGACGGCAGAGGCAUUCCUUGGAAAGAAAAUUAAGGAUGCUGUUGUAACAGUUCCAGCGUACUUCAACGAUGCCCAGAGGCAAGCUACUAAGGAUGCUGGAAUAAUUGCCGGAUUAAAUGUUGCAAGAAUUAUUAAUGAACCAACUGCGGCAGCUAUUGCCUAUGGUUUGGAUAAGAAAGGUGGUGAAAAGAACAUCCUUGUUUUUGACCUUGGAGGUGGGACGUUUGAUGUUAGUAUCUUGACAAUUGAUAAUGGUGUCUUUGAGGUUCUUGCAACAAAUGGAGACACUCAUCUGGGAGGUGAGGAUUUUGACCACAGAAUUAUGGAAUACUUUAUUAAAUUGAUUAAGAAGAAGUAUGGAAAGGACAUUAGCAAAGACAACCGAGCUCUUGGGAAGUUAAGGAGAGAAGCUGAGCGCGCUAAGAGGGCCUUGAGCAGCCAGCAUCAGGUCCGCGUCGAAAUUGAGUCUCUCUUCGAUGGUGUUGAUUUCUCCGAGCCACUUACCAGAGCUCGUUUUGAAGAGUUGAACAAUGACCUCUUCAGAAAGACCAUGGGACCUGUUAAGAAGGCCAUGGAGGAUGCUGGCUUGCAGAAGAACCAGAUUGAUGAAAUUGUCCUUGUGGGUGGGAGCACCAGGAUUCCUAAGGUUCAACAGCUUCUCAAGGACUACUUUGAUGGGAAGGAGCCCAACAAGGGUGUGAACCCUGAUGAAGCAGUUGCUUAUGGUGCUGCUGUACAAGGAGGCAUCUUGAGUGGAGAGGGAGGGGAUGAAACAAAAGAUAUCCUUCUCUUGGAUGUGGCCCCUCUCACUCUUGGCAUUGAAACUGUUGGUGGGGUGAUGACCAAGUUGAUCCCAAGGAACACUGUGAUCCCAACCAAAAAAUCUCAAGUUUUCACCACUUACCAGGAUCAACAGACCACUGUCACUAUCCAGGUUUUCGAAGGUGAAAGGAGUAUGACAAAAGACUGCAGACUCCUUGGGAAAUUUGAUUUAACCGGAAUUGCUCCGGCUCCAAGAGGAACUCCUCAGAUUGAAGUCACAUUUGAGGUUGACGCCAACGGCAUCCUCAAUGUUAGGGCUGAAGACAAAGCCUCAGGGAAAUCAGAGAAGAUCACCAUUACCAACGACAAGGGUCGGCUCAGUCAGGAGGAGAUUGAGCGCAUGGUCCGCGAAGCAGAGGAAUUUGCUGAGGAAGACAAGAAGGUGAAAGAGAAGAUCGAUGCAAGAAACAGCUUGGAAACUUACGUCUACAACAUGAAGAACCAGAUCAGUGACAAGGACAAGCUGGCAGACAAGUUAGAGUCCGAGGAGAAGGAGAAGAUUGAGACAGCCGUGAAGGAGGCCCUUGAGUGGUUGGACGACAACCAGAGCGCGGAGAAGGAGGAUUACGAUGAGAAGCUUAAAGAGGUGGAAGCUGUUUGCAACCCAAUUAUUGCUGCUGUUUAUCAGAGAUCCGGUGGAGCCCCUGGUGGCGGAGCAGAUGGAGAAGAUGACUCUCAUGAUGAGCUCUAAAGCAAUAGGAAUCCCUAAUUAGUCGUCUUUUUGGCUUUUAAUCAAGAGAAGCUGACAACCGGUAUUAGGAUGGUUCGUUAUGUAUUCUUGUAUUUUCUAGUGGUAGAAGAAAGGGGAGGAAACGAACACUAAACAGGGGAAAUGUGCACGUCCUGAUGAGAUUUGCUUUCCUCUUGUUGAUUUUGGGAAGAUAUGCAUAGAGAGUUUACUGCUUUUACCAUUUCGGUUGGGGGUUUUGGAAGACCAAAUUUAAGUCUUUCUUUUGGUAUUGUUGGAUUCAAAACUUCAUUCAAUUAGUCGUGUCGUUUUUGUA